Messenger RNA from Gracilinanus agilis (Agile Gracile Mouse Opossum), 2094 nucleotides. It is a transcript of the gene NRG3, whose product is annotated as neuregulin 3. Gene Ontology annotation, biological process: nervous system development; intracellular signal transduction; animal organ development. NCBI's taxonomy places the organism in Eukaryota, Metazoa, Chordata, Mammalia, Didelphimorphia, Didelphidae. The record is from RefSeq and is a predicted model, not a curated record. The coding region runs from base 1 to 2094 and encodes 697 amino acids. Gene Ontology annotation, molecular function: chemorepellent activity. The transcript is spliced from 10 exons.
AUGAGUGAAGGGGCGAGCGGUGCCUCCCCACCUGGUGCCGCUUCUGCCGCCGCUGCCACCGCGGCCGCCGCCGCCGCCGCCGCCGCCGAGGAAGGGGCAGCGGCGGCGGCGGGCGGGGGCCCGGACGGGGAAGGGGCGGCUGAGCCCCCCCGGGAGUUACGCUGUAGCAACUGCAUUGUAUGGAACCGGCAGCAGACUUGGCUUUGCGUGGUGCCCCUGUUCAUCGGCUUCAUCGGCCUGGGGCUCAGCCUCAUGCUCCUUAAAUGGAUCGUGGUGGGUUCCGUCAAGGAGUACGUGCCCACCGACUUGGUGGACUCCAAGGGGAUCGGCCAGGACCCCUUUUUCCUCUCCAAGCCCAGCUCCUUCCCCAAGGGCAUGGAGACCACCACAACCACGACUACCACGUCCACCUCCACCUCUACCCCAUCGUCCGGCACCGCCUCCUCCAGGACGCCCAACCGGAUUAGCACCCGCCUGACCACCAUCACGCGGGCGCCCACUCGCUUCCCUGGGCACCGGGUGCCCAUCCGGGCUAGCCCCCGCUCCACAACGGUGCGGCACACCGCAGCCCCCCCGACAGUACUCUCCACCACGGUCCCCUUCUUCAGCAGCAGCACGCAGGGUUCCCGCCCACCCCUGCCAGGGGCCCCCAGUACCCAGCCAAUGCCCUCUUGGCCCACUGCGGCAUACGCUACCUCCUCCUACCUCCACGACUCAACUCCCUCCUGGACCCUGUCUCCCUUUCAGGAUUCUUCCUCCUCCUCCUCCUCUUCCUCUUCCUCCUCCUCUACCACCAUCACACCAGAAACUAGCACCAGCCCCAAAUUUCAUACGACCACAUAUUCCACUGAACGAUCAGAGCACUUUAAGCCCUGCAAAGACAAGGAUCUUGCAUACUGUCUGAAUGAAGGAGAAUGCUUUGUGAUUGAAACCUUGACUGGGUCACACAAACACUGCCGGUGCAAAGAAGGCUACCAAGGAGUCCGCUGUGAUCAGUUUUUGCCGAAAACCGAUUCCAUCCUGUCAGAUCCAAACCACUUGGGAAUUGAAUUCAUGGAGAGUGAAGAAGUUUACCAAAGGCAGGUGCUCUCAAUUUCCUGUAUCAUCUUCGGUAUCAUCAUUGUGGGCAUGCUCUGUGCUGCAUUCUACUUCAAAAGCAAGAAACAAACUAAGCAAAUCCAGGGGCAGUUGAAAGAAACACAGAAUGGUAAAAAGUACAGCCUCAAUGCCUCCAGCAUGAUGGCCAAGUCUGAAAACAUGGCACAGAGCAGAGGCCAGCAGCAAAAUUAUUCAAAAACAGAAAGGCAUUCGGGGCGCACUUUGGAGAAAAUGAUGGAAUCCAGUUUUUCUGGCAACCCACCUUUUCCAGAAGCUCAUUCUCCUGACAGAGGAAGCCAGUCCUUCAAACACCACAGCAGGAGUCUUUCUUCAUGCUGCAGCCCAGGGCAAGGGACUGGGAUGCUACACCGGAAUGCUUUUCGAAGGACUCCACCUUCUCCAAGGAGUCGACUCAAUGGGAUUGCAGGACCAGCUUAUCAACAACUGGAAGAAGCAAGGAUUGCAGAUCAAGACACAAUUCCUUGCCAAGGGUAUCCUUCUAAUGGAUUAAAAACCCAACAAAAUACAAUAAAUAUGCAACUGCCUUCAAGAGAGACAAAACCCUAUUUUAAUAGCUUGGAUCAAAAGAACCUAGUGGGAUACUCAUCCACAAGGGCCAGUUCUGUUCCCAUCAUCCCUUCAGUGGGCUUAGAGGAAGCCUGCAUGCAAAUGCCAGGUAUUUCUGACAUCACAAGCCUCAAAUGGUGCAAAAACUCCUGUUCUGCUGAACUUGUCAAUGUGAGUGGUCCAGUCAGCAAUUGUCUUAUAGUAGAACAACAAGAAGUAAAAAUAUUGCUAGAAACUGUCCAGGAGCAGAUUCGGAUUCUGACUGAUGCAAGAAGGUCAGAGGACUAUGAACUGGCCAGUGUUGAAACUGAGGACAGUGCAAGUGAAAACACAGCCUUUCUACCCAUGAGUCCUGUGGCCAAAUCAGAACGAGAGGCACAAUUUGUCUUAAGAAAUGAAACACAAAGAGACUCAGCAUUGACCAAGUGA